AUGGAUCGGGCGGCCGGUGAUGAUGAUGUAGAAAGUAAUGCUUUGCUUCCACGGAAGGGCAGCGCCAUCGAGAAUAGGCCAUCUCGGGUAAGGAGUGUUACAGCUUUUGCUGGGGUAGAAGGAAAAGGUAGAGGGGAUGCUAGUGUUAAUGCAUAUGCAAAUGGUGCUCAUAGUAGCACAAAUAUUAAUGAUAACAAAGCUAGUGCUAAUAGUAAAGAUGAAGUUAAAGCUGAAGCCGAAGCUAAAGCUAAGGCUGAAGCCGAAGCUAAAGUUGAAGCUGAAGCUAAAGCUAAAGCUGAAGCUAAAUCUAAGGCUGAAGCCGAAGCUAAAUCUCAUGCUGAAGUUGAAGCUAAAGCUAAGGCUGAAGCUAAAGCUGAGGCUGAAACUGAAGCUAAAGCCGAAGCUGAAGCUAAAGCUGAAGCCGAAGCUAAAGCUAAAGCUGAAGCCGAAGCAAAAGCUGGUGCUGAAGCUAAAGCUAAAGCUAAAGCUGAAGCCGAAGGAAAAGCUGAAGCUAAAGCAAAAGCUAAUGCUGAAGCUGAAGCUAAAGCUGGAAUAGGAGGACAUGGAAAGGCAAGUGGAAAUAGUGGUGAAAGCAGUAGCAACAAUGUUAACGGCAAAGUUAGUGCUUCUAGUGAGGCUGAAGCCAAAGCUGAAGUUAAUGCUCAAGCUAAAAGUAAAAUAGAAGGACAAGGAAAGGCUAGUGGAAAUGGUGGUGUAAGUGGUAGCAAUAGUGUUGAUGGUGGGGCUGAAGGGUAUAGUGGAGGUGGUGGUGGUGGUCACAUGCAUUUUGGUGGCGGUGGUGGUGGUCACAUGCGUUUUGCUAGUGGUGGUGGUGGAAGUGGUAGCAGUAGUGUUGAUGGUGGGGCUAAAAAGCAUGGUGGAGAAAGUGGUGGUGGUCACAUGCAGUUUGGUGGUGGUGGUGGAAAUGGUAGCAAUACUGUUGAUGGUGGGGCUAAAGGGCAUGGUGGAGGCGGUGGUGGUGGUCAUAUGCAUUUUGCUGGUGGCGGCGGUUUUAAAUUUGGUUUUGGAGGAAAAGUAGAAGGGCGAGGAGGGUUAGGUGGAAGCCACUAA
This is a messenger RNA of Gossypium arboreum, 1071 nucleotides long. RefSeq lists its product as uncharacterized. The transcript has 2 exons. Bases 1 to 1071 code for a protein of 356 amino acids. Lineage: Eukaryota; Viridiplantae; Streptophyta; Magnoliopsida; Malvales; Malvaceae. The record is from RefSeq and is a predicted model, not a curated record.